GUAAUAUCCACAGGGAAGAGGCUGCACAGGUAAACAUUAACCUGCUCCCUUUUCACCUGGAUGAAAAACCACUGCAGAAGAGAAACCCUUUGCUUCAAGCCACAGCUACACUGAAUUGAACCACCGCUGUUCCUUUGAGCUCGGACGAGUAAAUGAAGACAGGAUGGCCAAAUCAGCACUGGAGAUAGUGGCUCUUGUACUGUCGCUGAUUGGACUGAUUGGGGCAGCUGCAAGCACCGGCAUGCCGAUGUGGCGAGUCACAGCUUUCAUUGGAGAGAAUAUCAUCGUCAUGGAGAUUCGCUAUGAGGGUUUGUGGAUGAACUGCUUCCGGCAAGCCAACAUAAGGAUGCAGUGUAAGGUCUAUGACUCUCUCCUGGCCCUCUCGCCUGAUCUGCAGGCAGCGAGAGGAUUGAUGUGCGCCUCUGUGGCUCUGGGAGGCAUCGGGUUGCUCGUCAGUUUGAUCGGGAUGCAGUGCACAUCAUGCAUUGUGAACAAUGACCGAGCUAAGCGAGUGGUUCUGAUUAUUGCAGGAUGCUUGAUUCUAAUGGCCUGCAUCUGCGUCCUCAUUCCUGUGUCCUGGACUGGUCAUGUCAUCAUCAGGGACUUCUACAACCCCCUGCUGAUUGAUGCCCAGCGCAGGGAGCUUGGAGAAGCUCUCUACAUCGGCUGGGUGGCCUCUGCUUUCUUGUUUGCUGGAGGAUGCGUGUUUACCUGUUGCAAUAUACAGAAUGAAGACAAAGAACCGGAGAGGUACAUGUACUCCAAAAAUUCAGACUACAGUGUUUAUACCCCGCAGCCUUUUCAGCAUCCACAGCCUCUCCAGCCUCAACAGCUGGUGCUGAUUCCUCGAUCAGAACCUCAUCCAGUCCUGUCAAGACAUCCAUCGAUUGCUUACAGCUACCCCUCCAGAUACCCUUCUGUUCGCAGUGGCGGAGUCGCUUAUCUAUAAAAACUGUCAAUAAUUGUCAUCAUAUGCAAAAAAAGUUUCACAUUUUCCGUUUGUAUUGUCACCGGACUGCAAGUUCACCAUUCAUAUUUAUAAGAGUAAAUAGCUUAGACAGUUUAAAAAUGGCACUUUUUAAAAAAAAAUGUACUUUUAUUUUGUUAAUAUCAAUAUUCAGAUAUCUUCAUCCCAACCUAUGAUUAAAAGGUAAACAGAAUGAGAUGACAACAAUCACAUUUUAUUCUGUACUAUGAUGAGAAAGUAAAACGUCUAUGCUAAUCAGAGUUUAUACUUGGAAGAAUUAAUGUUGUAAAUGUGUGUAUUGUCUACAUCUAUCAUGCAUUUUUCACUCUCGGUACUUUUGGUGCAAGUGUUUACUAUAAUUCUAAAGACAGUGUUGUUUUUUUUUAAGUUAACUGUUUUCUUAAACAUGUGCCUGGAAUCCAUUAGAUUCAAACAUUUCAGUUUCUUGUUCAUAAGACUAAAUGUAUUAGAUUACCUCAGAUAUCUGCAUUUAAAACUCACACCAACCAUUACAGGUAAUUGUAUGAAGUUUAAUUUGUGAGUCAUGGUUUAUGCUAGAGCCAGAAGUGCCUGAUUAAAAACUUGCAACAACAAAACAAAGAGCAUACUUUGCUUCGCUUGCUACGGGUGUGGACCGAACGUUUACUCCUCACAGACUCCAGGAACUCGCAGGAUCAUGUGAUCCACAUUUGCAAGUUGUUUUGAAUUAAAAUGCAAAGAGUUAAGACCUAAAUAUUAAAUUUACGUUUUAAUUCCUGAUCCAUAUGUUUAACAACAAUAAAAUGAAGUAAAUUAGUUUAUGU
Nematolebias whitei (Rio pearlfish) is the source of this 1770-nucleotide messenger RNA. RefSeq names its product claudin 8.1 (gene cldn8.1). The record is from RefSeq and is a predicted model, not a curated record. The coding region runs from base 164 to 949 and encodes 261 amino acids. Gene Ontology annotation, cellular component: bicellular tight junction; plasma membrane. The transcript has a single exon. Lineage: Eukaryota; Metazoa; Chordata; Actinopteri; Cyprinodontiformes; Rivulidae. Gene Ontology annotation, molecular function: structural molecule activity. Gene Ontology annotation, biological process: cell adhesion; bicellular tight junction assembly.